CAAGGUCUUCAUUUUAUGAUUUUUUUAAAUUCCGCACUUUCACAGUGGUAGCGAAAUAAACUAAUCCUAAAGUUAUUUUUCUAUUCAGAAGAGAGAAAAGGUGGAUUUUUUUUCCUUUUGAUUCCAACCUUUUCUCCAAGUGACAGCAUAAAUCAUGGACACUAGAGAAUAAGGUGUACCUCAGGAAUCCUGAAAAGACUGAGGAGCUUACAUUCUUCCUCAGGAGGGAGGAGUUGGGUAUUUUUGCCCUCUCUGGAACGUAAAACGAAAAACAUGAGUUGCGUGCCAUGGAAAGGAGACAAGACCAAAUCUGAAUCAUUGGAGCUGCCCCAGACAGCACCCCCACAAAUCUACCAUGAGAAACAGCGCAGAGAGCUUUGUGCUCUUCAUGCCCUCAAUAACGUCUUCCAGGACAGCAAUGCCUUCACCCGGGAAACGCUGCAAGAGAUUUUCCAAAGGUUGUCUCCAAACACCAUGGUGACACCCCACAAGAAGAGCAUGCUGGGAAAUGGGAACUAUGAUGUGAAUGUCAUCAUGGCAGCACUUCAAACCAAAGGCUAUGAAGCUGUUUGGUGGGACAAGCGCAGGGAUGUCAGUGUCAUUGCUCUCACUAACGUCAUGGGCUUCAUCAUGAAUCUGCCCUCCAGCCUAUGCUGGGGUCCACUGAAGUUGCCUCUCAAAAGGCAGCACUGGAUUUGUGUUCGAGAGGUGGGAGGGGCCUACUACAACCUCGACUCCAAACUCAAGAUGCCCGAGUGGAUUGGAGGCGAAAGUGAGCUCAGGAAAUUUCUAAAACAUCAUUUGCGAGGAAAGAACUGUGAACUCCUGCUGGUGGUACCAGAAGAGGUGGAGGCCCAUCAGAGUUGGAGGGCUGAUGUGUAACACAGUUCUGCCCAACCUUCCCCUCAGCUCACCCCUUCAGUGCUGUGGCCUCUACGGUGGGUCUGCCCUUGCCACUUCCCUAAACAUCUCAUCGGGUUUUCCCCCUUCUGACUGACAGUGCAGUAGAACAGAUAUGUGGACUGUUACAAGUACCACCCAGCGUUGUUUGUUCCUGGGAAAGGAAGGUAGGAGCCCUAUGCCCUUUGGGCAAGUGAUCGAAACCCUUAUUUUAUUUGGGAGAAAAGGAGAAAGAAAGAUGGUCCUAGCUUAUCUUCCCCUUUCUGUGAGGACUUGACAGAGGUUCUGCUGGAGUUAUCACUGAUGCUCCAGACUCACCUGGUGAUGCUGCCUCCACUUCCCCUCUCCUGUCACACCAGUGGGUCUGAAGACACAGUACAUGCAAAGCCAGUCUGACUGGCUUGAAGGACCCAGAACUUAGAGGUCUCUCAGGAAACCAUCUCCAAAACCCUAGCAGUGGUACAACAUGUUGUCUCCAAUGCUUAAUGCCACUCCUUAGCCCCAUUUUUACGGGUGGUUUAUGGCCAGCCUUGGAGUUUUAUAAUGAAAAGUUCUCUAAUAUUUCAAGCUGAGUUUUUCAAUCCCACAACAUUCUAGCGUGACAGGAGUGAGAUAGAUACCUAAGACGAUGUGGCUAAAGCCAGACUGGGACAGGCAUGGGGUGGCUUCUUUUCUUUACUCCAGUUUUGUCCCUUCCAUUUCACUACAUUGAUUUAGGAGGCUCUGGGGCAAAAGACAAGGCGAGAGGCAGUUUUCCCACUUGACCCACUCUGGCAGAACCAGAAAAAAAUAAGCCUUCUUUUAACAUCAAAUUCCACUAGUUUGGGACAGAGUUGGGUGAGGAAAGUACAAGCUUCUCAGAGUUUAAGAGCUGUUAGAAUUGGUAGAAGUUCUAGGCUUGGAGACUGUCACUGUAGUGACAAGAUGCAGAGCCCUCAAGUGGGUGGCUAUGUAUAUUAUGUUACAAUAUCUGGAUUCAUCAUCAUGUAGUUUCCUUUACAAAUCGACUAGGAUCAACCCACCCCUUACCUCUUGAAGCAGUUGUAGGCCACUUUUCUCCUGUAACUUUGGAAAACAAAAGAGAAGGGGAAACAAGUAUACCACGCGUGUUACCAAAGUGGUAGUGGUUGCCUCAAGGCAGGUGGGCCAGCAAGGGUGACUCAGCUAGCCCUUACAGAUCAAUGGUCUUGGCAGGUCUGAGAGCUGCCCCAACUGGCCAGACUUCUCUCCAGCAGCAAAGCCAGCCUGGGGCUUGCAUGUUGACCCUGAGCAAGCUUAAGGGGGUGAAGCUGAGGCUUUCUCCCCACUGUGACUGGAGUGCAUGUUUACACCAGCACCUUUUCUGCACAUAUAUCUUCAAUCCAACAAGGCCAUUUUUUAUGCUGAGUAACAGCGGCCACAAAGUGGCUACUGCAUUAUGCCCUCUCGGCAACUGGCCGCAGUCUCUUCUGCACCAUUUUCUAUACCAGACCUGCUUAGCACCACAGGGAGCUCUUUACCCCUGCCCGAUGACAUUCCAACCACCACCAGCCAGAAGUUACAGCCAACCUUGCUGAUUGUCACAAGCAGGACCUUGGGUCCAUUGGCACUGUCAGUGAUAGUAAGCCAUUUCCUGGGAAGAGGAGGAAACUCCUCUCCACAAAUCUGCUUGGGCCUGUGCAAAUGGCACUUCAAAGGAGUCCCCGUGCACUUGGAGUCCAUGAGCCAGUUGGAUAUGCAAAGAUGUUUAAACAUUUCAGGGCUGGUUUCUCUGUUCAUAUCCAAUUCUGGUGCUCAGGAACAGGGACCCAUGCUGAUGCCCAAGGGCAAAAAGCCUCAGUUCCUUUAAGGAAGGGAGCAGGCCGGACCCUGAUGCCCAAUAAGGGGCAACCCUAGGCUUUUUGUUUUUCUUGCUUUUAUUCCCCCUCUUUUUGUUGGCCUUGUGCUGGGUUUGUUUACAAAAGAUGUAUUUUGUUUAGCCAAAUAUUAAAAAUGAAAAACUCCAUACAUAAAUCUUCUUGUCUGCCUGAAUUCUAUAAUUAUGUAAAGGAAGAAAAAUAAACUUUAGUAUGAUGCUGCUUUAAAAA
Messenger RNA from Galeopterus variegatus (Sunda flying lemur), 2966 nucleotides. It is a transcript of the gene JOSD1, whose product is annotated as Josephin domain containing 1. Gene Ontology annotation, molecular function: cysteine-type deubiquitinase activity. Gene Ontology annotation, biological process: protein deubiquitination. Lineage: Eukaryota; Metazoa; Chordata; Mammalia; Dermoptera; Cynocephalidae. Bases 274 to 882 code for a protein of 202 amino acids. The transcript has 4 exons. The record is from RefSeq and is a predicted model, not a curated record.